AUGUCAUCGAUGAUGUGUUGUGACGCAGUGUCAUCUGCAGUAGAAAUUUUAGCAAUGACCAAAAUACUGAUUACGUUCCAUCCAUCAUGCCACCAUGAUACACGAAAACGUGGUCAGUUGUUUUCGGGUACAAUUAGCAAAACUAAAUUAACAUUGACGAAUAAAAGCGUAACUUCCAUUGAUUAUCUCAUAGGGAAGAAGAGAGGGAGAAAGAAAGAGAGAGAAAGAGAAAAAGAAAUGAAUGAUGAAGCUUAUAAAGCUUUUCGGUACACAACACUGCUUAGAAAUAUUGUCAAAUGUGACAUUUUCGACUAUGCACAUUUGAAUUGUAAAAUUAGUGGAAAGUGUGAGCGCAUUUUAACGGAGCUUUUAAUGCGCGUUCGGCAUGUAUGCGGGCUGCAUGAAAUGUCGCUGGCGAUUGAUGAAAGCGAUAUUUCCAACUGUAACAUCCAUAUUAUACCAGUUUCAUCAUUGCCAAUAUACGUUUGUGGUGAAAUAAACAAUAAGCCGUGUGGAUGA
Molecule: messenger RNA, 519 nt
Organism: Loa loa (African eye worm)
Lineage: Eukaryota; Metazoa; Nematoda; Chromadorea; Rhabditida; Onchocercidae
Exons: 6
Coding region: 1-519 (172 amino acids)
Source: RefSeq, a predicted model, not a curated record